Anastrepha obliqua is the source of this 3173-nucleotide messenger RNA. It is a transcript of the gene CanA-14F, whose product is annotated as serine/threonine-protein phosphatase 2B catalytic subunit 3. Gene Ontology annotation, molecular function: calmodulin binding; calmodulin-dependent protein phosphatase activity. NCBI's taxonomy places the organism in Eukaryota, Metazoa, Arthropoda, Insecta, Diptera, Tephritidae. The record is from RefSeq and is a predicted model, not a curated record. Gene Ontology annotation, biological process: calcineurin-mediated signaling. Gene Ontology annotation, cellular component: cytoplasm; calcineurin complex. The transcript has 2 exons. The coding region runs from base 283 to 2016 and encodes 577 amino acids.
CUUUCACAUCAUUUUGUCGCGGACGGGAAAAUUUUUUGGUUGCAGUGGAAUUGAUUGUUUUUUGUUUUGUGAAAUUCUUAUUGGAAACUAACAAGAACUAAAAAAAUUAGCGAACAGUGUUGAAUGCAACUGCUGCAUUACCACUGCUAGCGACGGCCAAAAGUAGCCGCAACGCCGACAGUUUCUGGCAAAUCGCUCACAAAUUCACAGCACCGAACUAAGCGAAAAGCGAGUAAAAAUUAAAAAAAAAAUCAAAAACAAAAAAAAACAACAACAAACAGCAUGUCUUCGGUUACACAGCAUACGGGCAAUCAAGCGGUGCCGCAGCAAAAUGGUAAACAACAGUCAAAUGCUACUGGCACCGGUGGCGGUGGUGCAGCCACCACUACCAACAACACACAUGACAAAGUGAGCGGCGGCAAUGGGACAGCGGGCAAUGGUGGCGGUGGCGAGAACUCGAAUACGCAAUCUCAACAAAGUCCCACCAAAAAGACAGGUCUAUCGACUAAGGAGCGCGUCAUUGACAGCGUGCCGUUUCCGCCGAGUCGCAAACUAACAGUGGCCGACGUAUUUGAUGCACGCACUGGCAAGCCACAUCAUGACGUACUCAAGCAACACUUCAUACUUGAGGGACGCAUCGAGGAGGCUGCCGCUCUGCGCAUCAUUCAAGAGGGCGCCACACUGCUGCGCCAAGAGAAGACCAUGAUUGAUAUUGAGGCACCAGUGACCGUUUGUGGUGACAUACACGGCCAGUUUUAUGAUUUGAUGAAACUAUUCGAAAUUGGCGGCUCACCCGCCUCCACCAAGUAUCUCUUCCUGGGCGACUAUGUGGAUCGAGGCUAUUUUAGUAUUGAGUGCGUCUUGUAUUUGUGGUCACUGAAAAUCACCUACCCGAAUACAUUAUUCUUGCUGCGUGGCAAUCACGAAUGCCGUCACUUAACAGAGUACUUCACUUUCAAGCAAGAGUGCAAGAUUAAAUAUUCGGAACGGGUGUAUGAUGCUUGCAUGGAGGCUUUCGAUUGUCUACCCCUAGCGGCACUAAUGAACCAACAGUUUCUGUGUGUCCAUGGCGGCUUGUCACCCGAAAUUCACGAGCUGGAGGAUAUACGCCGUCUGGAUAGAUUUAAGGAGCCACCAGCAUUCGGUCCAAUGUGUGAUUUAUUGUGGUCAGAUCCCUUAGAAGAUUUCGGCAAUGAGAAAAAUUCGGACUUUUAUUCGCACAACUCGGUGCGCGGCUGUUCAUAUUUCUACAGCUACGCUGCCUGCUGUGACUUUUUGCAAAACAACAAUCUUCUAUCGAUUAUACGUGCGCAUGAGGCGCAGGACGCCGGCUAUCGUAUGUAUCGCAAAAGUCAAACCACUGGAUUUCCCUCACUAAUAACCAUCUUCUCGGCACCCAAUUACUUGGAUGUGUACAACAACAAAGCGGCAGUGCUGAAGUAUGAGAACAAUGUGAUGAACAUCAGGCAAUUCAACUGCUCUCCACAUCCAUACUGGCUUCCGAAUUUCAUGGACGUAUUCACAUGGUCUUUGCCAUUUGUGGGCGAGAAAGUAACCGAGAUGUUGGUGAAUGUGUUGAAUAUUUGCUCGGACGAUGAACUUAUGACGGAGGAGAGUGAAGAACCGCUAUCCGACGACGAGGCGGCGUUACGCAAAGAAGUCAUACGGAAUAAAAUUCGUGCGAUCGGUAAAAUGGCGCGUGUAUUCUCAGUGCUACGUGAGGAGUCUGAAUCUGUAUUACAAUUGAAGGGGCUCACACCAACCGGUGCACUGCCAUUGGGUGCACUAUCCGGUGGCAAACAGUCAUUGAAGAAUGCGAUGCAAGGCUUCUCACCCAAUCACAAGAUCACUUCGUUCGCCGAAGCCAAGGGACUGGAUGCGGUGAACGAACGCAUGCCGCCGCGACGCGAUUCGACGCCAUCGCCAGCUGAGGAGGGACAAAAAUCAUUGUCAGCUGCCGCUGCUGCAGCGGCGAAUGCCAAUGCUAACGCCAAUGCGAAUGCAAUCAAUGGAUAAUUCUAAGUCCACAGUGUUUUAGUAGAUAUGUAGGCCAAGUGCCCGCACUCAACGUUACGUUUCAUAACAACAUUGUAUUUGUACUACGGGUAGUAAACAGUAAACGGUCAAGCGGAAAGCCAGCCAGAAGAAAAUAUAUGAUAAAUGAGAACAAAAGGAACGUAACUCUUAGGUUAAGGAAAGAAUUCAAAAAAAAAAAACAGAUUAGGAAAGAAAUAUCAAAAUGCAAGUUGAAUGAAUCGUGGAGUUGUGUCAAAAGUAUAACAGAAACAAAUAGAGAAUUAAACACGCAAAAACAAAAAAUAUAAAAAUAAAAAAAACAAAAGAUGAAACAAAGCAAAUGAAAAGAAAUGCAUAGAAAAUUAAAUAAAUAUAUCUCGUCGUUGUUAUAUCUUCUCGUCCUACUUUUGAUGCACGGUGGUUGUACGCGCGCGAAUCAAACGAAAGUGACUCGAACUACUCUAUACGCAUUCGCAACCGAGAUUGCGUGUUCGCAACUGUAUUGGUGAGAUCAUCAUCAGAUGGUUGUAUUUGUAUUUGACAAGUGAAUACGAGUGUACGCCAAGCUACUGAGCAGUUGAAGUAUGUGCAGCUGCACAUACGCACCUAUACAUGCAUACACACACACCUGCAUAUUGUACUUAUAUAUGUACGUGCAUAUGCUGGUUUAUGGAGUAACGAGGCGUGGCGCGACGCUCCUAGCGACCGUCGUGCUUCACGUAAUGUUGGCGUAAACGCCGUGCACACUCAUCUGGUGAUCGUUUUGUGGUCUUAUACGUGCCAUCUUCAUUAUAGUCAUACAUACAUACAUAUGUAAUUGCUGCCUUUAUUUCUGUUCGCUCGGUCAUUAAAUUUUCCUCUAAGUCAUAAUAGGCAUUUUACAAAAAUGCUGAGAAAAGCGAUUCAUAUUUGUUUUGUAGUUGCCAUAUAGUUAACAAUUCUGUAUGUACAUAUGUACAUCUGUAUAUCCUCAAACUUAGCUUUCAGUGAUGCGAAAUUACUAUCUAUAAGAUAGGUGCAUACUUACACGCCUGUAUAUACCUAUUUUACGUUCUUGCGCAAGAGAAGAGAAAAUUCAACUUUUGCAUAAAAAGUUAACUUCAAUGUAGACUGAAUUUUCGUGCUAAUAAAUGUAUCUACAUUUCACUUUUUAUGUA